Molecule: messenger RNA, 3752 nt
Organism: Esox lucius (northern pike)
Lineage: Eukaryota; Metazoa; Chordata; Actinopteri; Esociformes; Esocidae
Gene: aars1
Product: alanyl-tRNA synthetase 1
Exons: 21
Coding region: 124-3024 (966 amino acids)
Biological process (GO): alanyl-tRNA aminoacylation; tRNA modification
Cellular component (GO): cytoplasm; mitochondrion
Molecular function (GO): aminoacyl-tRNA deacylase activity; alanine-tRNA ligase activity; nucleic acid binding
Source: RefSeq, a predicted model, not a curated record
CAAUAGUGCCUGUGCAUAGGCGGGUACAGUGCACUGCGUUUCCCUUUGACUGCACCAGCGUGGGGAGUCUGUGCGAGGAUUGACAGAAAAAUAUAAGAACGAUUAACUUGUAGCCCUUUCAGAAUGGACUCAUCGCUGACUGCUGCUCAGAUCCGGGAGAAAUUCAUUGACUUCUUCCGUCGCCAUGAACACCAGUAUGUCCACUCGUCCGCCACCAUUCCGCUGGACGACCCCACGCUGCUCUUUGCCAACGCAGGCAUGAAUCAGUUCAAGCCUAUUUUCCUAAACACCAUUGACCCCUCCCACCCCAUGGCAAGGCUGAAACGUGCUGCCAACACACAGAAGUGCAUCCGUGCCGGCGGCAAGCACAACGACCUGGACGAUGUGGGCAAGGACGUGUACCACCACACCUUCUUUGAGAUGCUGGGCUCCUGGUCCUUUGGUGACUACUUCAAGCACCUUGCCUGUACGAUGGCCUUGGAGCUACUGACUAAGGAGUUUGGGAUUCCCAUCGAGCGUCUAUACGUGACCUACUUUGGAGGUCAUGAAGAAGCUGGGCUGGAGCCAGACCUGGAGUGCAAACAGAUCUGGUUGGACCUUGGGAUGGACGAGGCUCGUAUUCUACCCGGUAGUAUGAAAGACAACUUCUGGGAGAUGGGGGACACUGGUCCCUGUGGGCCCUGCAGUGAGAUCCACUUUGACCGCAUUGGGGGGAGAGAUGCUGCCCACCUGGUCAACAUGGACGACCCCAACGUGCUGGAGAUCUGGAACCUGGUGUUCAUCCAGUUCAACAGGGAGUCGGAGACGGAACUGAAGCCCCUGCCGAAGAAGAGCAUUGAUACUGGCAUGGGUCUGGAGCGUCUGGUGUCUGUGCUGCAGAAUAAGAUGUCCAACUACGACACGGACCUGUUCAUCCCCUACUUCCAGGCCAUCCAGAAGGGCACCGGAGCCAGGGACUACACUGGGAAGGUUGGUGCUGAGGACGUGGAUGGGAUUGACAUGGCCUACCGUGUCCUGGCGGACCACGCCCGGACCAUCACCAUCGCCCUGUCUGAUGGGGGCAGGCCAGACAACACAGGGAGAGGGUAUGUGUUACGGAGGAUCCUGCGUCGUGCUGUCCGGUACUCUCACGAGAAACUGGGGGCCCAGAGAGGCUUCUUUGCCACCCUCGUUGAUGUCGUGGUAGAGUCCCUGGGUAAUGCCUUCCCUGAGCUGAAGAAAGACCCCGACAUGGUGAAGGAUAUCAUCAAUGAGGAGGAGGAGCAGUUCCUCAAGACGCUCAGCAGGGGGCGCCGCAUCCUGGACAGAAAGAUCCAGAGUCUGGGAGACAGCAAGACCAUCCCUGGUGACACAGCCUGGCUGCUGUACGACACCUACGGCUUUCCCCUGGACCUCACCGCCCUCAUCGCUGAGGAGAGGGGGCUGGUGGUGGACGUCGCCGCUUUUGAGGAGGAGAAGAAGGCUGCCCAGAUUAAGUCCCAGGGAAAGGGCUCUGGGGACGCUGACCACAUCAUGCUGGACAUCUAUGCCAUUGAGGACCUUCGCAAUAAGGACAUAGCUGCUACUGAUGACACCCCCAAGUACAAUUACAAAACGGAUGACGGUGGCAAAUACGAGUUUGAGCAGGCUGUGGGGACAGUGCUGGCCAUGAGGAGAGAGAGAGCCUUUGUGGAUGAGGUGACCACUGGGCAGGAGUGUGGGGUUCUACUGGACCAGACGUCGUUCUACGCUGAGCAAGGAGGACAGAGUUUUGACGAGGGCUACAUGUUAAAGGAGAACGACUCUGGAGACGAUAAGACAGAGUUCACCGUGAAGAACACGCAGGUACGGGGAGGAUAUGUGCUUCAUAUAGGAACAGUUUACGGCACCCUGAAGGUGGGAGAUCGUGUCGUCCUGCAUGUGGACGAGGCUCGUCGGAGGCCCAUCAUGAGUAACCACACUGCCACCCACAUCCUGAACUUCGCCCUGCGGGGCGUCCUGGGGGAGGCGGACCAGCGAGGCUCUCUAGUGGCUCCCGACCGCCUACGCUUUGACUUCACUGCCAAGGGUGCUAUGAGCACAGCAGAGGUGCAACGCACCGAGGAGAUUGCCUGCACUAUGAUACGCGAGGCAAAGCCCGUCUAUGCCAUGGAUGCCCCCCUGGCAGCAGCUAAAGCCAUCCAGGGCCUGCGCGCUGUGUUUGACGAGACCUACCCUGACCCGGUGCGUGUCGUGUCUAUCGGCAUCCCCGUGGCCGACCUCCUCGCUGACCCCAGCAGCGCCGCCGGAUCACUCACCUCCAUCGAGUUCUGCGGAGGAACGCACCUGAGGAACUCCAGCCACGCCGCACCUUUUGUCAUCGUGUCAGAGGAGGCCAUCGCCAAGGGAAUCCGUCGUAUCGUGGCCGUGACAGGAGCUGAAGCGCAGAAGGCCCAGAGGAAAGCUGACGCUCUGAGACAGUCUCUGUCUGCCCUGGGGGAGAAGGUCAAAGCCCAGACUGCCCCCAAUAAGGACGUGCAGAAGGAGAUUGCUGACAUGACAGAGUCUCUGGGCAUGGCGGUGAUCUCGCAGUGGCAGAAGGAUGAGAUGAGGGAGGCUCUGAAAGGCCUGAAGAAGACCAUGGAUGACCUGGACCGUGCCAGCAAGGCUGAUGUCCAGAAACGGGUUCUUGAAAAGACCAGGGAGAUGAUUGACAGCAACCCUAACCAGCCAUUGGUAGUCAUGGAGAUGGAAAGUGGAGCCUCUGCCAAGGCUCUGAAUGAGUCUCUGAAACUGCUGAAGACCCAGUCCCCCCAGACCGCUGCUAUGCUCUUCACAGUUGACAACGACGCUGGAAAGAUUAUUUGUUUAUGCCAGGUGCCCCAGGAGACAGCCAACCGCGGUCUAAAGGCCAGUGAGUGGGUGCAGGAGCUCUGCCCUUUGAUGGACGGCAAGGGAGGUGGCAAGGAUAUGUCUGCUCAGGCCACUGGCAGGAACACGAGCUGCAUGGAGGAGGCGCUGCGGAUGGCCAACCAGUUUGCUCGCCUUAAACUGGGUGAAAACUGAGAGGAGGCCAGGGUGUGGUGAAGGACUGUGGGAAAGACUCCUGCCUCCAACCCCACCGUCCCCACUGGAAGAGUCCAGAUCGGUUCUCAGUGAUUCUGAACUGGACGUUCCAGACAGGAACAUUCACCCAUCCAAUGAUUAGAAAGGGAAGCUCCAUGGUUCUGUCUGAGGAGCAGAUGUGGCGUCGUGGGUCAUGGUUUUGACCCCAUGCACAGUUUGAUGGCUCCCUGCCAGAUAUGUGGUGGAGGGGGGUUGCUGCCUUGGUGGUUGAAUGACUUCUAGGUUUAUGACGAUGUGACCCCCCCCUUCUGUAGUAUAUAGUAGAAAUCCAUCCAUCCUCUCUUCCACUAACUAAUGAUGGAAAUCCUCAAUGGUAAAUUUCUUCUGUUCAUGGCCUGUUUGUCUCUCCAUGUUCCUGUGUUUGUGUCUUUAAACCUCCCUGACUGUGGGGACGUGGUGUCUGGCUGUCCUGCUGGAAACACACCUGUUACAGUAGCCAUGACAGACAGCGGGCUCCUUCAGCAUCAGUGCCACUAGCUGUGUAACAUAGUCUUAUGGUUUGUCUUCUAUUUUAAAAUGUAGUAUAAUAUAGUAAAUGAUUAUGACUUCAAUGAAUGACAUGACUUUGUCAGUUGUGAAAUGCAGUUAAUUGUCACUCCCUGUAAAUGCAUUGUGACUUCCAUGUGGUGCAUUCCAUGUUGAGGAAUAAAAUGACUGCUAAGGCUUGA